AUGGAUAUUCCGUCAGAAGGCGAGAGUGUCAGUCUCAAUCACGCUAGAGAACAAACUCUCGAGGCCGAUUCGUGGAGCGACAAUGAUUCUGCACUCGGUGAUGACACUCAAAGCAUAACCACAUCAUUAAGCGAGUCGAUAUACAGCUAUCGCCACGAGUACGGUCGCACAUAUCAUGCUUAUAAGGACGGACAGUACUAUUUUCCGAACGACGAGCGCGAACAAGACCGAUUGGACCUGCAGCAUCACAUGUGCAAUUUGACGUAUAGAAGACUACACUUAGCACCUCUGCAUAGACCUAAGCAUGCUCUAGACAUCGGAACUGGAACCGGCAUCUGGGCUAUGGACUUCGCGGACCAAUAUCCCAAAUGCGAGGUGAUCGGCAUCGACCUUAGCCCUGGGCAGCCUACCUUCGUGCCACCGAAUCUAAAAUACAUCAUCGAUGACGCGGAGGAGCUCUGGGUGUACGACCACAGAUUCGACUACAUCCAUUGUAGACUCAUGGCUGGAUGCUUCGCGGAUCCCGAGAAGCUCAUACAGCAGGCAUUUGACAAUCUAGAGCCUGGUGGCUACCUCGAGUUCCAGGACUAUGGACUACCUUGCAGAAGUGUCGACGACACAUUAGACGGCACAUCCCUAGAGAAAUGGGGAAUACUGAUGUGUGAAGCUGCUCGCAAACUCGGCCGUCCGAUGGGUACAGAAGUGUCAGAAAAGUAUCGAGAAUGGAUGGAAGCCGCUGGAUUUGUUGAUAUAGAAGAGCAACAUUUCAUGUGGCCUUCAAAUACAUGGCCGAAAGACAAGUACAUGAAGGAGCUCGGCAACUGGAAUAUGAUCAACAUUCUGGAGGGCCUCGAGGGAUUCUGUCUGGCACUGAUGACCCGAGGACUCGGCUGGAAGAAGGAGGAGGUUGAUGUAUUCGUCGCCAAGGUGUCAUCCGAUGUCAAAAACAGAGGCAUUCACGCCUAUUACCCGAUGCCGGUCGUCUGGGGAAGAAAACCUCUGACGGCAAAUUGA
Messenger RNA from Aureobasidium namibiae CBS 147.97, 1014 nucleotides. RefSeq names its product S-adenosyl-L-methionine-dependent methyltransferase. The transcript has 2 exons. Bases 1 to 1014 code for a protein of 337 amino acids. Lineage: Eukaryota; Fungi; Ascomycota; Dothideomycetes; Dothideales; Saccotheciaceae. Gene Ontology annotation, molecular function: methyltransferase activity. The record is from RefSeq and is a predicted model, not a curated record.